Molecule: messenger RNA, 1833 nt
Organism: Cheilinus undulatus (humphead wrasse)
Lineage: Eukaryota; Metazoa; Chordata; Actinopteri; Labriformes; Labridae
Gene: fsbp
Exons: 4
Coding region: 55-843 (262 amino acids)
Source: RefSeq, a predicted model, not a curated record
UAUGAGGUCUCGUCUCGCCGUUAGGUAGCGGUCCAGCUAACUUUACAGCUAACAAUGCCUGGGAAAUGUAAAUUCCAAGACUCCUGGCUAUCAAAGGCAAUUUACAAGGACUGGCUGGUGAAGGACACCCAGGAUAUACAUUUUGCCCGUUGUAAGGCGUGUUGUAAAUCAAUUAAACUUCAGACCAUGGGCGAGGCUGCGCUCACCAGCCAUGCAGGGGGAGCUGGCCACAAAGCAGCGGUGCGCAAGCUAGUAGAAGGCAGUCUGAUGAUGAUAAAUGCUGCUGGACAGACUAACGGCACAGUGAACCAGGCUGAGGACAACAAAGAGCAAAUGAAUGUCUGUGUUCAACGGGAAUCCUUGGAAAGAUUAACAAGCAGUGACUGGUCUGAUCUGCACCACAGCCCUACUACAAAUUCCACCGCCCACAAUGCAGAGCUACAAGAUGUGGCAUUUCCUGCUGCCUAUUUCACAGCACCAGGCACAUCCAGGCAUAUCAGCCAGCGCCUCCAUCCGUCAGUCAGUGAGACAGAGGAAUCAGGCCACGUCCCGUCUCAGCAGGACUCCAUCGACCUCUCCAGACUGGAGUUCCAGCAGAGGUCAGACGCUCUGGAGCAGCAGCAGCAGAUGAAGAUCUUGGAGUGGGAGAACAGGAUGAAGGUGCUGGCGUGGGAGCAGGAUUUGGUGAGGGAGAAGAGGAGAGCAGCCCGGCAGAAGGAGAAGGCCUUCAGGAUGAAGAAGGCUUACUACAAAGCUAAGCUGAGGAGGAUGGGCCAGGACGUGCCACCAUCUUCCUCAAGCAGCAGUGAUGAAGAGGAGAAAACGUCACAUCCAACAGGAUGAACUGUUUUAUACUUGUUUUUAUUAAUGCCUGUUUAAAUGUUGGAUUCUUUUGUCUACAUGCCAUAACACUGUCACUAUUUUUAUACAUUGUAUUUUAAUGCAAAUGAGGAGUUUGCUGUAUAUUUGCAUCAGCUGCCCCUACACUAGAGGGGAAAAUCACUUAUCAGUCUACAUGCCUUUAAAAAUUAUGAAAAUCAAGAAACAUGCUACGUAGUCACAAGUAGUGCUACUUUAAAGCCCCUGUGACUUUUUAGCUGGCUCUGAAACGGACAAAAAUCAAACUGAUUACUUUUUGUGCAAAAAAGAGAUCAUGAGCAAAAAAUGGACCAUUUCUGUAAAGUUACUUUAAUGCCUAUCAUCACUACCAGGGGGUAGGUUUCAAAAAUUUGAGAUUACAGCACUGAAGAAACAGCCUUUUUUACAGUUUCAACAAAAAUGAAUAUCUUAAGACUGUUUCAGUGACACAGGAGGAGGUAUUUAGACAGAAACACUACUACCACACAAAAAGGACAAUAUUUGUAAAGAGGUGCUGCUUUGUCUGCAGGGGCACCAAAAUCAAAACAAACCUAUAGCUCCUUGCAGGACCUUUAAAGCAACAGUUGGAGCACUUAAGCACAAAAAUAUCACAGUUUCAUCCCUAGAGCUGCUGUCCAAUCUUACAACAUAGUGACCAUCUUUCCUGUUUAGCUGCUUUUUUUUCCCAAAAAUAAACACAACACACUUACAAUAUCAAGGUACUCAGAAUUUCUCCAGAAUGAAUGUUGUAUAAAUAGUUUAGAUUGCAAUGAUUCAGUUUUAUCAGUAACUUUUAUCAUGUGGCUUCAGUAUUCCUGUGAAUAUGAUGUACAGUAUAUAUAUAGAUAUAUAUAGGUGUGUUUUACUUCCUGUGAAGGUCAAAGCCCAUUCUUGGUGGACCUUUGUUUGAAGAAUGUACUGAGAUUAAAUAUAAUCACUACACUUGUAGAACAAGACAAUCUUUAACAUACUUCA